This is a messenger RNA of Toxoplasma gondii ME49, 6756 nucleotides long. RefSeq names its product Sel1 repeat-containing protein. The transcript is spliced from 14 exons. Bases 1 to 6756 code for a protein of 2251 amino acids. Gene Ontology annotation, molecular function: protein binding. Lineage: Eukaryota; Apicomplexa; Conoidasida; Eucoccidiorida; Sarcocystidae. The record is from RefSeq and is a predicted model, not a curated record.
AUGCAGCAGUCGGUGUCGCUGCCGGGGCCCGGCGUGGCGACUCGGGCAUCUUCGACCGGACAGAGGGCGAGAAAGGACGUUUCUGCGUUGUCUUCUACCUCCACACUUUUUUCUGCGCGAAAAACGGAGUGUUUUUUCCCAUCCGCUGCGAAAGCAGAGUUGCCAGAGUACCGCGAUGUGCCUCGGUAUCCGGGUAAACGUACACGGGAGAGACUCUCCGUGGAUCACCCUGUUCAGAGCGCUUCAGUCAGUUGUUGUCAUCGACACCGAAAAAUGAAAGGCGGGAUGACCUCGUCCUCUCAUUCGGUUUCCGCGAGCGGCGGUGCCGCCUCUUCCGCCGCCAGGGGGGCUCCGCUCGCGCGCGGUCAGCGGUUGGUGUCUUCGGGAGUGCCGUAUCGUACUCGUUUCCCCGCACAGACUCGUGGCGAGACUCCGUCGUGCUCAUCUCAAGGUUCAGUGUCUGUUCCACCCGUCGAGAGAUGCACAACAGGAACUCCCCGUUCAAGUCCAAAUGUCUAUGUGUACCCCUGUGUUUGCUUGUCACCUUGCCGGAAACGCGGUUUCCUUGAGUCCCUCUGUCUUUUUUUGUUGCUCUUGUCCAAGUUCUCCAGUCUCCUUUUUCCCCAGUCUCCCCUCCUUCCUCGGUCGAGAACGCGGCCGGACCCAGCUUUCCGUUCAGCGAGUGAAGCGUCGCGUCCGUCUCGGCGUGUACACUCGCUCCUCGCUUCACCUUUAGCGUCGGAACCGCUUCAGUUCUUCGCUCCUCUCUUUGCUGCUGCGCAGCCGUUUUCUGUCCUUGAAGAGGAAGGCGAGUGGGUGGAGGACGAGUACGAGGAAGAAGAAGAUCCGCCGGAAGACGGCGGUGAGGAAGACGGGGAGGCCGACGACACCGCUUCAGCCACCCACCGCGUUUACCAGCACGACGAACGCUACUACAGGGCACUUCCUCUGACAGACUCUGACUAUGUUCUCGAGAGCAUUCGCAUGCAGUUUCCACAGUUCGCUCUUUCCCCCUCUGUCUGGACCGACAUCGAAGAAGAAGUCAGUCGGCGGCUGCGUCUCGUGGACCGCAGAGCGUUUCCGCAGUCUUUCUUCGAAAGCAUCACUGAGAGCGAAGCGCUGGAGCCUGGUGCUCUCCUUACACCUCUCGGUCGAAACGAGCUGUCAGAAGGCGACGCUCGCGCCUACGAAGUGACAAAGAUGACUGAGAUCAUCGAAGACGUUGUAAGGCGGCACCUCGGUACCCCAACCGCCUCCUUGCGCGACUCAAGCGGCUCUGCCUCAUCUGUUUCUAACGCGCCGUCUCGGCAGAGGACCCGUGCGUCUUCGUCUGAAAGUGCGUCUUCUGCCUCCGCAGUCUCUCCACUCUCUGGAGGUAAAAGCAGCUCCCCUCUUGCCUCUGGCUCUUCACAGCCUUCUGAACUUCACACUGCAGAUCCCGCGCCGUCGACAGCCUCUCCACCUCGACCAACACCCGAUGGCGGGAGCCAGCCGGGUGGAGCGGCCAGCCUUUCCGCAGGCGAUUCUUCUCCUGAGGCGACUGCGUUUUCUUCUCGCGACUCGACUUCAGGUCAGUCUGUGCGAAGCGAACGGCGUGAGGAGGCAGGGCCGUUGCUCGCGGAGUCGCAGGCGAACGUCUCUCCAGAUUCUGCCGCCCCCCUGGGGCAGGAUAGACACCUGCCGCAAGCCGACUCGGUGCACAGCAACUCACGAGCUUCUUCUUCAGAAGACUCUCUGCCCUCAAAAGCUUCCUCUAGCGCCAGCCUGCAUGCAUCCGGUGAAGCGAAGGGAAAGCAAGCAGGCAGUGCUUCACCGCGAGGCCCAGGAGCUCAGAGCCGUGGCGAGUUCGGACCGGAGGAGACGCUGACUGUUGGUCCAAUCGAGUUCCGUCCCUCGGCGUACGUCGACUUGAUUCUGCGUGUGGCGAAGCCGGGGAAAUUUGGGAAGGACCCCCUGUCGAAUCAGAGGAGAAGCCAACUGCACUCGCGCGGCCCAGGGACCAGAGACAGCGCAGAAAUCGAGAAGGCGCGUUCUCGGUCUGCCUCGCCUCCCGAGACUUUUUCCCCGUCUUCGCCGCUGCAUGCAAAAGCCGCUCCGCGUUCCGUGCAGAAUUUCGGGGAGUUCUUCCUUCUGCUCCGAGGGGUGCUGGAGUAUCGCCGAGAGGGCAUGAGGCGACAGACACCGCUGACGCAGGAGCCUCUCUUUCCUCUUGGUGAAAACGUUUCUUUCGGCUUCGCAGGAGACGGAGAAGAGACAGCAGAGAGCGCAGAGGAAACUGCCGCAGUGCUCCAAGCCCUGCGGACGGAGCUUGACAACCUGUCUGUGCAGGUCGUGAAGAAGCUUCAGGCAGAAGCGUAUGGAGCUUGUGCAUUCUUGUCGUUUUUUGGCGUUCCGGAUGCUGAGGGGAAGCUGCAGUUGCCUGGUGGAUGGCCGAGAGACAUUGCUCUUGCCCUGCGGUGCGCCGUCGAGGGCAAUCGAGGACGACAGCUCUGCGGGACCUGCUUCGUGAUCGACGGUCUGGCGACCGCCUUGGGUUUCCCGCCGAUUCUUGCGGGGUCGCAUGCGUGGGCAGUGACGCAGGACGUCGGAAUAAAAAGCCUCUUCGUCCUUCAUCGUCAGUCGAACUUGUAUAUACCGCCAGACCUUCUGGAGGCAGGGCCAAGUCCCUGGCGGACAGACACACCACUUUGGAAGAACGGAGAGGGGAUCUCUCAGAGAUCCAGAGGAGUUCGCAGCAGCUUCGAUGCUCCUCUGAUAAAAUACGAGAUGGCAGCGCAGAUGGGAGACGCUCUGGGGAAGCUCGCAGCCGCCUACUACCUUCGAACCGGUCUAGGAAAUGUAGAUUACAGAUACAGAGAGAAGGAGGAGAUUGACGAGCCUCGGAUUCCAAACGAACUGUUGCCCUUCAGACCAAGGAAGCUCAUCAAGGCUCAAAUGUCCACUGAGCGUCUCCCUGGCGACUCCGCAGUGGGCUGCUUCGCCGCAGUCAAGCACACCCUGGACGUCGGCAGCGAAGCUGCUGACAAAAACGCGCUGCCUGUAGAGCCGCGUUUUCUGCUGCGCGAGCACCUGGUCCCCGCGGCGUUUCGACAUACGAACGCAACGCUUGCGUCGCUGUCGAGCAUCGAAGUCGCCAGCGCCGACGAGAGCCAUGCCGGCAGCAGCAGACGCCAGGCGUCCGUCGGGAGCAGCACUGCAAGCGAAGAAUAUGCGCUGCUUGUGCAGAGCAUGGCGCGAGACGGAAGCCCAGGGGGCCUCGCCGCGCUCGGCGACCUCUACUUCCACGGACAUGAAGCAGGUGGCAUUGCAAGAGACGUCGACCGCGCUGCAGAGCUUUGGAGGUCGGCGGCUGCGAUGGGCGACACCAACGCGGCGAUGGCUUUGGCGUACUUGCUUCUGGGAGAUGUGGGCGAGGCCAUGAAGACAGCGAAAGAAGACGCGUCGGAGAAGUCCGAAGAGAAGGAAGAAACCUCAGCUUCCUCUGCUGCUUCGGCGUCUCUGGGAACGCAGCCGGAACGCACGGCGAAUCCCCUCGGAGACUCUGCCCGUGUCGCCGACUCGACCGCUGACUCGAGCGGGGGCGACAGUGCCAGUUCUUUCUUCUCCUUCUUGGGAGGAGGGACAGACUUACGAGCCACUGGACCUCCUCAAGAAGCUGUAGAUACAGCUGGGCCUUCGCCGCUUCCAGGAGAAGCCGGCGGGGCGACGGGUGCGCCCGGGCACGAUGUGUGGGGCUCCGCAGGAGACACCUUCGGAGGAGGCGGGGGACGCCUUGGAGGUUUCUUUGACGGAUGGUUCAAGCGCCUCUUCGCGUUCGACGACCAGGACGAGCAGCAGGAGAAGCGCGGGAUUGCCGAGAAAACGCAGAAACGGGCGACUCCAGAAUCACCCAGAGCUGCAGCAGAACCGUACCUCAGACAGGUCAUCGCUGGCGGAGACGGAGGGUCCGCCCAUCUCGCGCGGUAUCUCGCCUAUCGCCUGGGAGUCGAAGGGUACACAAACAGCACCUUAGCUGGUGAGAGUCUGCAGAAGGCAGCAGACCUCGGCGACAGCAACGCGCAGAUGCUGUACGCGAAUGCCCACAUGAGUGGGGUGAGGCCGUCGUCGAUUUCUGCCCAUCCGUCCUCGUUUUUUCCAAAUGGAACUGACGUCUCUGUCGCUCUCCGUUACUACAAGAAGGCAGCUGAACAAGGAAGAGUCGAGGCCAUCUUUAACGUCGCCGUUCUCACUCUUCAAGGAGCGGACGAAGGGUCACCGUCCACUCCUGCCGCGUCUUCCACCUCCUUAGAUCCCUCUUCUUCGUUUUCUCCUUCCUCUUCUUCUUCUCCUUCUUCUUCUUCUCCUUCUUCUUCUGCGCCCCAGACUCUUCGAAAGGGCCAGUCGCUUCGGCAGAGAUGUGAAAAGGCCUUCGCUUUGCUUCAGAAGGUGGCGUUCAGCCACCCGACAGUGAGUGCCUUGCACGCGUUGUCUUCGUACGCGUUUUCGAAGGGAGACGAGACUGGCGCGCUGCUGGUCAAUCUGCUUCUCUCGGAGAUUGGUCACUCCGUCGGUCACGUUAACGCCGCGGGUCUCUGGCCGCGCCUGACGCGACGACGCGCAGAAUUCGUCAGGCGUCUCUCAGCUGCGCUCAAAGAAAAGAGCAACAACAACGGAGAAGAGAAAGAUGCACAGCAAGCCCCCGCGCGCGCCCACGAGAGAGAAGAGCGAGAACGAGGAAGGAGGGAAGCUGAGGCGCCCACGGAGGAAAGGCCAGAGGGACAGCGGUGUGCCAAUGUCUCUGCCUUUGCGGUGCCGAGAGAUUUCCUCCUCCCGCAGCAAGCUUACCUGGAGACUCCAGAGACUGCCGUCUAUGCCAUCUCUGACUCUCGCUUCUCAGUGUCGAGUGCGUCCGCUGCUGCCAUUUCGCCGUUUGCGCCGAAGAAAACAGAAGCCGGUCGAGAACCACCCGCAGAAGCAGGGACCGUCUCGGAAAACUGUGAUGUGUCGGUCGCCUCCAAUGCCAUGUCCGUUCACCUGCGGCACCUGCGAGUCUCGGAGUUCCUCAGGUGCUGGGCGCGGCCUCCAGGAGACGAGUGGCUCAAGGGACUUCAUCUCCGGUUUCCCUUUCUUCGGCGACUCGCGCAGAGCUCAGGACCAGCAGAAGGCGAGGGCGAGUGGGGUCGCCUGAGCAACUCAGAGAGCGAAGGCCGCGCAUGCGCAUUCUACUUUUUGCGGAGAGCAGCUGCAGGGGGUGAUGCAACGAGCAUGCUAGAAGUGACACGCGCGUACCUCGAACAGGCAGCGUUCUUCGAGGACAUGCAGGAACAGGUGCAUGCAUCCUUUGCCAGUCGGAGCGCGGUUUUUCGCAGUUUGUCUGUCGAGGAGAGAAUUGAGGAGAUCGCCAGACGCACUGUGGAAGAGGAGACCGGCGCAGCGGCUUUGGGCUCCGAGGCGUCCGAGGGCUCUCAGGCUGUGCCCCACAGCGAAGGAGCUGCCGGGGGGCGCAGGCGGGACGAGAAGGGAGACAGCGAGGGCGGAAGGCCCUUUGCUGUUCCCGCCUGGGUCACCCGACUCUUCUUCGACGCCAUCGAAGCGAGAAAAAGGGCAUCGUUCUUGUGGAGAAGCGCGGCGGCGAAGCAGAAAGACGGCCGCGGACUCCUCGAGCUCGGAGAAGCCCUGGAGUAUGGGCAGGGGGUCCGACGAAACCGCAAAGAGGCGUACAAGAUCUACUGGGCCAUGGCCACAGAUCCGCAGCAUGCAGCGGCUAGCAGAUUUCUCGGCUUUCUCGCGUUGACACGAGCGCUGCUGAACUGGGCGGGGCGACGCAUCAUCGACCUGUCUGUCCCUUCUGUCUCCGACCCUGCUGCCUCUGUCUCUGCGGUGGCAGCGCCGCAGACGGGGCACGAAAUCGAAGAGAAGAGAGAGAGAGAGAUUGAGACGGUUUGGGAACGUGGGCGAGAAGACGGGGAUGUCAAGGACGGAGACGCUCUGAAAGAGCUGGCAGUGGGAAAAGACGAUGACCCGUCUCCAAUCGCAUGCAUUCAGGAGUUUCGAGCUUCAGAACAACGCGCGCACGAGUCGCAGAACUACGUCUGGAACCGGCUCUUGCUCGUUUUCUGCCUGUUGCUUUUGGCCUCGCUCCUGGGAAUUUUAACUGCGGUGCAUGCACGCGGUCUGACUGCUGCUGGGCCGCCGCUGCGCGCCGCGGAACGGGAGACGAACGACCUCCCUUUCUUUAACGUGGACUCUUUUAGAGAGAGGAGACCGACAGCAGUGGACUCCACUGGGACGGGAGGCUCUGCGGCCGCUGGUGCGACCGUGACGGAAAGACGAGGAGAAAGAGAAGGCGAAGGUUCUCCUUUGGAUUUUUGGCCGAAACCAAGAGACAGUGAAACUCCAGCGAGGUCUUCGAGUCCAACCACGUCGGCAGUCUCCCUCGCUGAUGCACGCAUGCAGUCGGGCGAAGAAGAGCCAGCUCGCCAGAGAACUUGUGAAGACACCGGAGUGACGGCGACAGGUCCGGGAAUUUUGCCGGAGAGAAAUGGCGAAGAGGUGGAGAGCCGGCGCGCAGGGGAUCGGUGGGUGCGUAGACACCGGCCGACUGCGAAGACUCGUUUGCCAGCCAUGCGAGGACAGGAACUUCGCAGUUUGCUGCAACUGGACCAUCGAGUACGGAUGCAUUCAGGACACAACGAAGAGACGACUUCACCGGAGAUUCUUUUCUCACGAGGCCAGGCUUCAUACGGCAAAAACUCUGCCCUUUCUUGGGAGUGGUAG